This is a messenger RNA of Balaenoptera acutorostrata (minke whale), 630 nucleotides long. Its product is annotated as synaptobrevin homolog YKT6-like. Gene Ontology annotation, biological process: endoplasmic reticulum to Golgi vesicle-mediated transport. Lineage: Eukaryota; Metazoa; Chordata; Mammalia; Artiodactyla; Balaenopteridae. The transcript has a single exon. Gene Ontology annotation, molecular function: SNAP receptor activity. Bases 1 to 597 code for a protein of 198 amino acids. The record is from RefSeq and is a predicted model, not a curated record. Gene Ontology annotation, cellular component: Golgi apparatus.
AUGAAGCUGUACAGCCUCAGCGUCCUGUACAAAGGCUAUGCCAAGGCGGUGCUGCUCAAAGCCGCGUACGAUGUGUCCUCCUUCAGCUUCUUCCAGAGACCCAGCGUUCAGGAAUUCAUGGCCUCCACAAGUCAACUGAUUGUGGAGUGCUCCUUGAAAGGCAGCAAAGCUUCUACCAAAGAACAAGAAUAUCUGUGCCAUGUCUACAUGACAAACGACAGUCUGGUGGGAGUGGUCAUUGCUGACAGUGAAUACUCAUCCCGGGUGGUGUUUACCUUGCUGGAGAAGGUACUAGACGAAUUCUCCAAGCAGGUCGACAGGAUAGACUGGCCAGUUGGAUCCCCUGGUACCAGCCAGUACGCAGGCCUGGAUGGUCACCUCAGUAGAUACCAGAACCCCCGAGAAGGUCACCCCACGACUAAAGUGCAGGCUGAACUAGAUGAGACCAAAAUCAUCCUGCAGAACACCACGGAGUCUCUGUUAGAGCGAGGCGGGAAGCUAGAUGACCUGGUGUCCAAGUCCGAAGCGCUGGGAAUACAGUUUAAAGCCUUUUAUAAAACGGCCCGGAAGCAAAACUCAUGCUGUGCGAUCAUGUGACAGCAGCCGGCAGAGGCCCCUGCGCUGGAACGU